This is a messenger RNA of Debaryomyces fabryi, 438 nucleotides long. RefSeq lists its product as uncharacterized. The record is from RefSeq and is a predicted model, not a curated record. NCBI's taxonomy places the organism in Eukaryota, Fungi, Ascomycota, Pichiomycetes, Serinales, Debaryomycetaceae. The annotation marks the transcript as partial. The transcript has a single exon.
CGAUACUUUAAUGAAGAAAUAGCAAGGACAAUCGAUCAUCUUUAUCGUGAUAUUGGUAAUAUAACCAAUCAUUUUUGCAGUCCAUCGUUUGUAAAAUCACCAUUAGAUGGAAAAAGAGCGAUGCAACCUGAUAUCAUUCACAUGUUAACUAAGUCGGAUUUAAAUACGCAAUAUCCCGAGAUUGUUUUCAGGAUAGGUGAGUACAAAACAGGAGUCUAUAAAAUGAUGCAAGGCUUCGAAGAGUUCAAAACAGCUAUUCUGAACCGAAGAAGAUUGAGGCUGCAUUCCAUUGGGAGCUUCUUUCCAGAUAGGGAGUGGUCGCCUAGAGUACUAUUUGCCUUGGUUCUAAGCAAAUAUACGAGGCUUUUCUCUGUGGAACUGACAGGAUUCUUAUAUCAGACCACCAAACAUUCUCAGGAUUCUUCAAGUAUGAAAUAG